AUGGCUGAAGCUGUUGUUGAAGAUCAGGAUCCUUUUCAUUGUUCUAUUUGUUUGGAGCCCCUGAAGGAUCCAGUCAUCGUUCCAUGUGGACACAACUAUUGCAUGAACUGCAUAAGUGGUUGUUGGGAUCAAGAGAGUCAGAAGGGUGAGUUGUUCAGCUGCCCUCAAUGCAGGGAGACGUUUAGCCCAUGGCCUGUCUUGAAGAAAAACACCAUGUUGGCUGAACUGGUGAGCCCAAUGAGGAAGAGCAGUAGGUCUUCGAUUGCUUCUCCUCCUCCAUCUCCUCCUCUUGCUCCGUACGCUGAACCAGGGGAUGUGGAAUGUGACUUCUGCAGUGAGAAAAAUCUCAAAGCUGUCAAGUCCUGUCUGGUGUGUCUGCUCUCUCUUUGUCAGACACACGUUGAGCCUCACUACAACGUCCCAGCCUUGAAGAGCCACAAACUGGUGCAGGCGUCCAGACAUCUACAACAGAAGAUCUGCUCUCAGCACGACAGGCUGAUCGAGGUGUUUUGUCGUACUGAUCACAAGUGUAUCUGCAUGUUGUGCACCAUGGAUGAACAUAAAGGCCAUGAAACAGUCCCAUCUGCAGCAGAAUGAAAGGACAAAGAGGUAAGAGCUUCAUCACUGCUGUUAACCGGUUAA
Messenger RNA from Engraulis encrasicolus (European anchovy), 642 nucleotides. RefSeq names its product E3 ubiquitin-protein ligase TRIM47-like. Gene Ontology annotation, molecular function: zinc ion binding. Lineage: Eukaryota; Metazoa; Chordata; Actinopteri; Clupeiformes; Engraulidae. The transcript has a single exon. The record is from RefSeq and is a predicted model, not a curated record.